GAGGGGUAAAAAAAAAAAAAGUGACGUUGACACACACAUAGAAGCCGGAGCCGAGAAGGGGGAAUAGCGUUUUGUUUCUUUUUUCUUUAAUUUGUGUCCUUUUAUUCUUUGGCGUUUUGUUGUUACUCGGCCGUGUUCCUAUAACCGACUCGACUGCCUUGCUCCUCGGUGCUUGCUAUCUGUCGUUAACGUUCACGCCGCUCGCGCUCCCUUCACGCGGCGCUAUUUUGACAGUUGGGGUCGCAGCGAACCGACUCUAGCUAGCGGCUCCAUUAUAUUAGCAUUGACACAACUUGAAGGAUUCUCCACACCAACUAGCAACAUACGGCCAGCAAAAACGGGCUCCUGACUGGAGGACAGACCAUGCUGCUGCACUGAGCCGGAGGGAGAGACGAGAGCGAGGCCCCAGAGGACCGCUGAGGUGGUUGCUGGCCUGUUGGUGUGCCCCUCCCCCUUAUCUGGCUGGCUAGCUGCUGCCUCUUCAGUUCACCUGAUUGCUCCCCACACCGAAGGUUAAGGUGUGCUAUGGACUGCGCUUCGCCCCCUGCUGCAGCCCACACCAGUAUACUACCUUAGUGGGUUCCCCUCAUCUUCCUGUGUGUGGUUCCCAUACAGACUCACUGUACAGAGUCUAGCAAAGAUCUGGUACCACCUACAGCCACUCCUGGGUUCUCCACCCAACCCCUCCCCAACUCCCACCCUCUCCCCCUCUCCUAAGAAGAUGUCAGUGAGCCUGACAACAGACAUCCAGCAGGAGGGAGAGAGUGGGCCACACAUUGAGCCCUGCAGUCAAGGCAAGACCUCCCCUCAACCACAGUGCACCAAGGAAGGGACAGGAGAGGGCCUGGAGCCUGAGGAUAGCUCCCCACAGGAUGCACAGAAACGAGCUCCUAAUCACAGCCAUGGCAGGAAAAGGGCCAAGUCUAAUGCCAAACUGAAGCUGGUACGGAGUCUGGCAGUGUGUGAGGAGUCCUCUGGUCCGUUUUCCAAUGAUGGAACUCCAGAAUCGGAUAUCAUCCAGCUUCACAUCAGCUGUCCAUCAGACAAGGAAGAGGAGAAGUCCUCGAAGGACGAGUACGAAAAUGAAGAGAAGGAGAAGAAGGACAAGGCUCCGCGAAAGAUGUUGUCACGUGACUCCAGUCAGGAAUACACUGACUCCACAGGCAUCGACGUUCAUGAGUUUCUGGUCAACACACUGAAGAACAAUCCCAGGGAUCGAAUGAUGCUGCUCAAACUAGAACAAGAUAUCCUGGAGUUCAUUAAUGACGACAAUAACCAGUAUAAGAAGUUUCCGCAGAUGACGUCUUAUCACCGUAUGCUGCUGCAUCGUGUGGCUGCCUACUUCGGCAUGGACCACAAUGUAGAUCAGACAGGCAAGGCUGUGAUCAUCAACAAGACAGGCAACACACGCAUCCCAGAACAAAGGUUCUCUGAACACAUCAAGGAUGAACGUAACAUGGACUUCCAGAAGAAAUUCAUCCUCAAGAGAGAUGAUGCCAGCAUGGACAAGGAUGAUAAUCAGAUCCGUGUGCCGCUGCAGGAUGGGAGACGUAGCAAGUCCAUUGAAGAGCGAGAGGAAGAAUAUCAGCGGGUACGAGACCGGAUCUUUGCCCGAGAAGUGUCCUUUUUCUUACAGUCCUCUCAAAAUGGAUACAUCAACGACAACAGAGGGAACCGUGAGAGCUCCAGCCGGGCGUCUAGCAGUCGUCAAAGCAGCACAGACAGUGACAUGAAGUGCCUGGAGCCACGACCCUGGAGCAGCACCGACUCGGACAGCUCCAACCGCACCCUCCGGCCACCUGUCACUAAGGCUAGCAGCUUCUCUGGCAUCUCCAUCCUUACCAGAGGGGAUAGCCUUGGCAGCAACAAAGGCUCACAGGGAAGCUGCAAAGGCUCUCGCUCUGCCUCCCAGUCGAGCCGUAGCCUCCUUCCCUGCCCAUCGCAACAGCCACAGCCCCAGGUUCCGCCUCAGACUGCCCUGCUGCCCACUCCACAGCAACACCCCAUGGGAAACCACAUGAUUGCACAGCCAGUGGCAUCUAUGCAGCCCUCUCAGUCUGUUUCCUACUCCAGCCCUUCCUGCCCCCAGGUUCUCCUGCCAGUUUCUCCUCCCCAGCAGUAUACAAUGGGAGAAGAGCUGGCGCCCCAAUUCACCCAGAUGACGCUGAGUCGGCAGGGCUCCAGUGAGAACCCAGAGCCUCCACCCAUGUAUCAGGCUCCUCCCACAGUGCUGACCCAGCACCCCCCUCCUCAGACCAGCUACAUCAUGGCUACCACUGGUCAGCCUAUGCCACCUCCCUCUGGUUACCAGCCUGCCACUGGACACCCCCAUCCUCCACCUCCACCACCUCCUCCACCCCAGCCUGUCAUGCAGGCCCCACCACCCCCACAAGGCUACAUGCAGCCCCCUCCACCUCAACAGAUACAGGUGUCCUAUUACCCUCCUGGUCAGUAUCCCAGCUCUGGCCAGCAGUACCGUGUGCCCCAGCCCAUGGCCCACCAGGUGUCUUAUCCUGCCCAGCGCACACAACCCAUGCCUCAGCCCACACAGCAGUCAGGUCUCCAGACUAUGAUGCCCAGCCAGCAGCCUAGCUACCAGGGCAUGAUGGGUGUGCAGCAGCCCCAAAACCCUGGUCUGCUUAAUUCCCAGAGGGCAGGCAUGGGAGGACAAAUGCAAAGCAUAAUGGUUCAGUACCCACAGAUGCCAUCAUAUCAGGUUCCAGUGGGAAAUGAAAAUCAGCAGGUGGUGCAGCAGCAGUACCAGCAGCAGGUGAUGGUGCCAGUCAGCCAGUCUGUCCAGGGGCCCAUGCCUGUCUACUACAGUGUUAUCACUCCCACACAGCAGAAUAGCACAAGCCCGUCAGUAGGUUACCUGCAGCCCCCCAGCUCUGAGCAGUAUCAGAUCACACAGUCGCCGUCCCCUUGCAACCCUCAACAGUUGCAGCAGCAAUAUCCAGGAGUACCGCCUCCUGGUCCUGGGGUGAUGGUCAUGCAGCUCAGUGUCCCUAAUGGACCACAGCCUUCCCAGAACCCUCCUCUGGUCCAGUGGAACCCAUGCAAGUACUACAGCAUAGAGCAGAGGCCCAGCAAGCCAGGAGAGCUGUACAAACCGGACAACACUCCACAGGCCAGCACUCAGCUGACGAGUCCCCUGGCCUCCCCCACUCAGUCUCCCACCCCGUCUCCCUCCGGCAGCGUCAGCAGCGUCUGUCCAGGCAUGGGACCAUUACCCCUCAUUUCCCAGUUUCCUCGGCCAGGAGGGCCAGCUCAAGGUGAUGGGCGCUACUCUCUGUUGGGGCAACCUCUCCAGUACAGCCUGUGUCCUCCUCCCCUCAUGCAUGGCCAGUCCUCCUACAGCUCCCAUCAGGGCCAAGGAGUAAUGAAACACGGGGCACGGGGGAAAAAACAAACACUCAAAUCUGCGUCGACAGAUCUCGGCACAACUGAUGUUGUGGUGAGUCGAGUACUCGAGGUAACGGACCUGCCAGAGGGCAUUUCACGUCCAGAGGCUGAAAAGCUCUUCAACCAGCUGUCGAUGUGCGGUGCCAAGAUCCAGUGGCUGAAGGAGCCCCAAGGAGGCCGAGGAGGCUGCGGCCCCUGUCCUGGUGUGGGGCCCGCCAGGCUGGGAGCCGCCGCUGGGCUCAUGGCCAGCAUGGGAGCGAGGGGCGAUGGCAACGACCCGGCUCACCUCUACACAGUAGUGGCGGUGUUCCCCAGCACCAUGGCUGCCCAGAGUGCUUCCUUCAAACUGAACAACAGUGGGGCAAGCCUCUUCAAACUGAGGGCUGCCAAAAAGAACUAUGACCUGCGUGUGCUGGAGAGAGCCAGUUCUCAGUGAAAGGAAAAGAGAGGGGGAGGAAAGAAAGAAAGAGACAGAACGAAAGAGAGACGCUUAAUGGAGUGGUGGAAAAGGAAGGAGGACUGAGGUGGACUGCUCUUAGUGUACAACUUAAAAUCAAAACAAACAAAAAAUACUUGAGUUAAAUGAUGUGUCAAAUGUAUAAAAGGAAAGAAGGUGUGAAUUAUGAGGUGGCUGGUGUUUGGUUGCAGAUAUCAUUUUGUUGUUUGUUUUUAUUCAUUGUUUUUGUUUUGUAUUUAUAUGGCAGAGGAGCGCACAAGACACACAAGCAUGUGUUUCACUGUUGCCGUGGAAUGUGUGCUGCCAUUAUACAAAAAGAUAUACACAGAAAGAGAUGCCACACACAGACACAUACCCCAGGAGACACACACAGACACACACCCCAGGAGACACACACAGACCACACACACCCCAGGAGACACACACAGACACACACCCCAGGAGACACACACAGACACACACCCCAGGAGACACAACAGACGCAGGCAACAGGGUCACGUAGCACAUAACAAAAACACACUGGACAGUCGACCUCAGUCAAACCUUUUCUCCUCCCUCCGCUCGCCAACCCUUCCUCCCUUUUCUGCCAACGCUUUCGCUCCUUCCCCAACUCUCCGUCACCCAGUCGUCUCUUGAUCUCACAUAUUUAUACAUUUUCAUACGCAGAGUUGCGCACUCUCAGCUUUCCCCCAUCGCUCUCUUUUCUUGCCAUGUCUCAUACUGCCUCCUCUCUUUCUCUGCUCCUCUGUCCCUCUCAUGGACUCUCACUGCUCUCUCCACUCCUGCUUUCUGUUUGCCUUACUACUGUUGUGGGUUUCUGUAUUGCGCUGUUUUUUCUUUUUUUUCUCAGAAGUUUUUUUCUUUUUUUUGUUAUUUGGGAUUCAAUAUAUUUAUAUAAGUGAUGUAAGGAAUAAAAGAAAUCUAUAUAUUCGGUGAUUUUUCUUUCUUUUCCCUGAGUGAAAAAGUUUAGGUAUUCCUUUAUCCUUUACUCCUUCCCUCUUCAUCCCCUUCUCCUUUUUCCUUGAUUUGUUUCCUCCUAACUGCCCUCUACCUCACUUCUUCAGUCCUCUCCUCUCUCCCAAAACUGCCCCCCCCCCCACCCACACCCCUUUGUGUUUGCGUUUUUUCGUUGACAGCUGUGCAGAACGUAUCAGAAGAAGUAGUUAAAGUGCACAAUGAUUGCAUAUGUCUACUGUAAAUUUUAUUUAAUCUGUUAUUUUUUGUUUGUUUUUAAAAAUAUAAAAGUCAAGAAAAAAAUCUAUCAAAACG
This is a messenger RNA of Cyclopterus lumpus (lumpfish), 5128 nucleotides long. RefSeq names its product R3H domain-containing protein 2. The record is from RefSeq and is a predicted model, not a curated record. The transcript is spliced from 27 exons. Bases 722 to 3838 code for a protein of 1038 amino acids. NCBI's taxonomy places the organism in Eukaryota, Metazoa, Chordata, Actinopteri, Perciformes, Cyclopteridae. Gene Ontology annotation, molecular function: nucleic acid binding.